Molecule: messenger RNA, 2036 nt
Organism: Cucurbita moschata (crookneck pumpkin)
Lineage: Eukaryota; Viridiplantae; Streptophyta; Magnoliopsida; Cucurbitales; Cucurbitaceae
Exons: 10
Coding region: 110-1594 (494 amino acids)
Source: RefSeq, a predicted model, not a curated record
CAAACUAUGGAGAUGAAGCUCCAAAGGAAUUCAAAUCCACAGACCGCCAUAUUCUCUCGCUCUUGGGCAGAACCUCCAUACGCAAGUUCAGCCAAUUCCUGCAGCGAUUAUGGCCGCUUCAUCCUCCGUUUCCAUCGCCCUCCUUCUCCUUUCCAUCCUUUCUUUGUUCCUCGUCUUCCAUGCAGCCCCCGACACCGCCAUCAAGAGUAUUGACCUCGAGCACCCAGCUGAGGACAUCUUUCCGUCUUCACUUUCUGGAGGCAGUGAUUUACAAUGUGAUCGUGUUCGGAUUGCUGGUCUUUCAAGAUUAAAACUUGGAAGCUUUGCCAGUUCUUUUCGGAUCACUGCAGUUCCGUCUGUUGCUAUUCCUGAAAGACAACAUACCAAAAUUGGGGUUUGUUUUCACUGGAACAAUUCACUUGGAUUGUGUCAGUGUGAAAAUGAAGAGUGGAAAACUUUUCAAAGGGGAUUGUGGAGUUCCACCAUGUCUCCUUAUGAAGUUAGAUAUAUUGAUGUUAAAGUUAUUAAUGUCACGCCUCUAAGUGGUCCUGUGACAAUUGCUAUUGAAGAAGAUUUCCAACAGUGGCGACUAUUAUGUCUAGCUUUGGGAUUUAUGUUGCUGCUGCUUGCUCCUGUUGUCAGCAGCUGGGUUCCUUUUUACUACAGCAGUUCGAUGGCUAUCGGAAUUUUCCUCGUCGUGUUAAUUAUUCUUUUUCAGGGAAUGAAGUUGUUGCCAACUGGAAGGAAGAAUGUACUUUAUCUCACUGUCUAUGGAUCGGUGCUAGGAGCAGGAUCGUAUCUUGUCCACCACUUUGCAACAUUGGUAAAUUCGAUUCUUCUCAGUUUUGGACUGAAAGAAGAAAUGCAUAAUCCUGUUGCCAUCUUUUUACUUCUGGGGAUCGUUCUUUCUGGAGCUGCCUUGGGUUACUGGAUUGUCCGGAAGUUUGUGAUCUCGGAGGAUGGGAAUGUUGAUGUUGGUGUGGCCCAGUUUGUAAAAUGGGCAAUGCGUAUUAUUGGAGCUACGUCUAUCUUUCAGAGUACCCCUGAUGCUCCUUUAGCACUUGGUGCCUUUGUUUUUUGUUGGGCCGUCUGCUAUCUUAUCUGUUCUCUGAAGCGGUGUGGUACCAUGAAUCAAUCAUAUUCUGGAUCUGGUGGCCCUUGGCACCGGCAGAAUAAGCAAAUUGUUAGGGAGCAGAUUCAUCCUGAAUUCGCUGGCCGAUCAUACCCUCAAGACCGGAAAUGGAGAGUUUCUGAUAACCACACCCCAGCUUGGUCGAGUUUUCCUGUUAAAGGGGCGAUCUCACCGUCCUCCGGGAUGCAAGAUCGGGACUACUACUCAACCUUCCAUAAGACCCAUAAUCGAAAGAAGUUCACAAAGAAAGCCUGGAAUGAUUUCACUAGACAUUCGACCCAACAAGCAUUGUCCGAGUUGGCAUCAACCCCUGAAUUCACAGAUUGGAUCAUGGAGCAUGCAGAUAGGAUUCAACUUCUCCCAAGUGAUGAUAGUUCAGAUGAAACUGUUGGAAGUGAAUCUGAUUCAACCAAUGAGGAUGUUGUUGGCAGUGGCAGUAGGUUCAGCUUUCUAAACUGGUAAGACUAAGUAUCUGUAUCUGCUGCUAACAAGGAUAAGUAGAAUCAUCUAGACUAUUAGGUUCUAGGGAAAUUUGAUUGUGCAGGUUGAGAUGAGCUGAGUUUGGCAAAUUUUCGAACCACAAAUCGAACAGCUAGAAGAAAUGUCUCAUAGAUUAGGCAAACUUGGCCCGACACUUCACCGGUAUCACAUACCGUGUCGUGUCGAAUGAUUUAUUCAUCGUGUUUGUUGAAUUGGGCAACAUGGAAUUGAGUCAAUCCAAGAUGUUACCACGACCACCCGACACUAGGACCGUUGGGCACCUCUACACAGCUGAUGUUAUGCCAUUUUUUUAGUCAUGGAGAUUGAACUUACAUGCCUUGUGUCUUUUUUUCUCUCAAGAAUAUUCCAAUUGUAAUCAUCGUUGUUUUAUAGUAUCUAUCAUUUAAGUGUCUAAAAUUUCAAG